AUGGCCGGCAUCUUCGAGCAGUCACGUGGCGGAGGAACUCUGUUCCUCGGCGGAAACAAAAUCAGCGGCCAGGAUAUUCGCGACCAAAACGUGCUCGCGACACAGGCAAUCUCUAAUGUUGUGAAGACGUCGUUCGGGCCUUCAGGUCUCGAUAAAAUGAUGGUCGACGAUAUUGGCGACGUUACAGUCACGAACGACGGCGCGACGAUCCUCAGCUUGCUCGACAUUGAGCACCCCGCAGGAAAGAUCCUCGUCGACCUCGCACAGCAGCAAGAUAAGGAGGUUGGCGAUGGUACAACGUCGGUUGUCAUAAUAGCAGCUGAGCUGUUGAGGCGGGCGAACGAGCUCAUGAAGAACAAGAUCCACCCCACUACCAUCAUCACAGGCUACAGGCUCGCGCUGAGGGAAGCGGUCAAGUACAUGAACGAGAACAUUAGCACAAAGGUGGACACGCUCGGUCGCGACUCUCUGAUCAACAUUGCGAAGACCUCUAUGUCCUCCAAGAUCAUCGGCUCGGACUCGGACUUCUUCGCCGACAUUGUAGUCGAUGCCAUGUCUUCUGUCAAGACCAUCAACAACAAGAACGAGACCAAGUACCCCGUCAAGGCUGUCAACAUUUUGAAGGCACACGGUCAAAGCGCUACACAGUCGGUCCUGGUCAAGGGCUACGCUCUGAACUGCACAGUGGCGUCGCAAGCUAUGAAGACCCGCAUCACCGACGCUAAGAUUGCCUGUCUGGACAUCAAUCUCCAGAAGGAGCGCAUGAAGUUGGGCGUGCACAUCACGAUCGACGACCCAGAGCAGCUUGAGAAGAUCCGUCAGCGAGAGGCUGGUAUUGUCGAGGAGCGCAUCGAAAUGAUCUUGAAGACCGGCGCCAAUGUCAUUCUCACAACCAAGGGUAUUGACGAUUUGUGCCUGAAGCACUUUAUCGAGAAGGGCGCAAUGGCAGUGCGAAGGUGCAAGAAGGAGGACCUGCGCAGGAUAGCAAAGGCCACCGGAGCGACGCUUGUCAGCACACUCUCAGAUCUGAAUGGUGACGAGAAGUUCGAGGCGUCGAGCUUGGGUUACGCGGAGGAGGUAGCGCAGGAACGCAUUUCAGACGACGAGUGCAUCCUUGUCAAGGGUACCAAGGCCUUCUCUUCCGCUUCGAUUAUUCUGCGAGGAGCCAACGACUACGCACUGGACGAGAUGGAGCGAUCGGUACACGACUCUCUGUGUGCCGUCAAGCGAACACUCGAGAGCGGACGUAUUGUCCCUGGUGGAGGUGCUGUUGAGACUGCUCUGCACAUCUACCUGGAAGAGUGGGCAACAUCAGUUGGCUCUCGUGAGCAGCUGGCUAUCGCAGCUUUCGCACAGGCUCUUCUCGCCAUCCCCAAGACCCUCGCCAUCAACGCCGCAAAGGAUGCUACUGAGCUCGUCGCCAACUUGCGAUCGAGACACGCACUUUCGCAACGAACCGUCAACCCUACCGAUCCCUCUUCGCAAGAUGCGAAACAGCUUGCCAAGUCGAAGAACUACAAGAACUACGGCCUGGAAUUGACAAACGGCAAGGUACACGAUUGCUUGAAGGCUGGUGUUCUCGAGCCCAGCAUGAGCAAGGUCAAGCAGUUGAAGUCUGCCGUUGAGGCUUGUGUUGCGAUCAUGCGUAUUGAUACAUUGAUCAAGCUCGACCCCGAGGAGCAGGGUGGUGGCGGUGAUGAUGGGCAUGGUCACUAG
This is a messenger RNA of Boeremia exigua, 1716 nucleotides long. Its product is annotated as T-complex protein 1 subunit alpha. The transcript has 3 exons. Gene Ontology annotation, cellular component: chaperonin-containing T-complex. The coding region runs from base 1 to 1716 and encodes 571 amino acids. The record is from RefSeq and is a predicted model, not a curated record. Gene Ontology annotation, molecular function: ATP-dependent protein folding chaperone; ATP binding; ATP hydrolysis activity. Gene Ontology annotation, biological process: protein folding. Lineage: Eukaryota; Fungi; Ascomycota; Dothideomycetes; Pleosporales; Didymellaceae.